This is a messenger RNA of Austrofundulus limnaeus, 2595 nucleotides long. RefSeq names its product NOBOX oogenesis homeobox (gene nobox). Gene Ontology annotation, molecular function: DNA-binding transcription factor activity, RNA polymerase II-specific; RNA polymerase II cis-regulatory region sequence-specific DNA binding. Gene Ontology annotation, biological process: regulation of transcription by RNA polymerase II. NCBI's taxonomy places the organism in Eukaryota, Metazoa, Chordata, Actinopteri, Cyprinodontiformes, Rivulidae. The transcript has 9 exons. The coding region runs from base 98 to 2386 and encodes 762 amino acids. The record is from RefSeq and is a predicted model, not a curated record.
UGGCCUGCGAUUAAUCAAUCAAUCAGCCGGUGCCUGAGCUCCUCUCCUCAGCUCACCGUGCAGCUUAAUUGGUUGUUAACACAACCGGUUUGUCGCUAUGAACGAAGACUGUGACUUAGCAGAGCAUUUCGUUUCAGACACUCUGAGCCUUCUGUGUGAGGAGCUGGAAGACUGGAAAACAAAUAACGCCCAAGAAACAACAAGCAGCAGCAGGAGGAGGGAAGGAGACGAGGAAGUGUCUAAUCAGAGGGGUAAUGAAGAGGCCAGAGAGGAGACGGAGCGUGAAGAAACAAACGGAGGGGAGGAGAGCGAGGAAAAUAAAGUUGUCGAAUCAGAGAAGGAGCUGACUGUGAGAGGAGAUGAGGAGGAGGCGAAACCUAAGAGGAGCCUGGAAGACGAGGAGUCGCAGGAUGUGCAGAUUGAAGACAAAGACGCUGGCAAGAGAGAGACCAAAACAAAGAAAAGUGAGCCGAAAAAGAGCAGGAAGAGGCGAGGCAAGAAGCAGAACGAGCAGGUGAGGAACAGGCGAGCAGGAAAGGAUGCUAAUAAAAAGGAGGAGGAGGAGGUGGAGGAAAAGGGAGGCCAAACACAAGAAGUGUCUGUGAUGACCUCGGAGGAGAACCCGGCUCUGUUGGAGCCCUCCAUCAGCCUGCUGAGCAACUGUGACUUGUCCGACCAGGUCUACUUGAGUUUUGGCGGGACAGAGGUGUAUUGCCCCCAAGUCCCGGCCCCCCUGCCGUGCUCCUUGCAGCCUCCGGUCUCGAUCCAACCCGUUCCUCCUCAGUCACACAGGACAAAACGACCUCGCAGCUCCCCUCAAGCUCACGGUGUCCCCCYGCAGACCUCACAAGCUGAGAUGGAGAUAACUCAAGUCUGCUCCACUCGACGCUCCGUUCGAUACAGCAGCAGGGGGCGGGGCCAGACUCUCAGCAUCCCUGUGCUGCCCGGGUCAGAGAGCACAGAGAGCUGCCCUCUGCCGCCUGUCCCGAAGAAGAAAACACGGACCCUCUACACUACAGACCAGCUGGAGCAUUUAGAGGCGUUGUUCCAGGAGGAUCACUAUCCUGACGCUGAGAAGAGGAAACUCAUUGCCGCCUCAGUCGGUGUCACCCCUCAGAGGAUUAUGGUGUGGUUUCAGAACCGCAGAGCGAAGUGGAGGAAGGUGAACUUCAACACAGCAAAGACUGAAUCUGCUCAGAGCGUCUGCAGUCCGAAUCAAAAAUUCAACCUCCCCUUGAACACGCUGAUGUCUAACAGGAAGGGAGCUCCUUCUUAUUCUGGUCACUUUACUGCUCAUCUACCUCCGCCCACCCCACAAGCUCCUUUCCCCACUCAGAACCCACCCUCCAUCAGCAGCCUGCUGGAGAGCUUCAGCAGUCCAGGUCAGUGCAGAGGGAGAGACGUGGGUCAGCACCAGCCCCYGUCUCAGGGGAGUUUACCAGAGUUUCAUCCCCGUCCCAUGCACAGCCCACCCCCUCUGCGGCGAGCCAGCCUUCCCCUUUUCACCACGAUGUUCAACCCUGUCAGCCCCAACCCACCUCUCCUCAACACCCCCGCCCACACCCCGCCGCUCUUCCUCGACGUUCUGGAGAGUGGCUCCUCUCUGGCUCAUUGUGACUCCCAGUCUCUUCAGACAGACACCAGUUCGCUCUUUGACUUUGCUGAGAAGCUCAGCUACCAGACGUCCGGUCAGCAGAGCAGCUCUCUUUCCUACCAGAUCUCGUACCCCACCAGCCAGCAGCAAACAUCUCUGAUGACCUACCUGACUCCGUCCCCCUACCUCACCCCCAACCCUCCCGACUCCAACCCCACCUCCUACCUGACGUUUGGCCCUGGAGGAAGCUCCACCGGGGUGGUGACGUACUCCACAGGGGGUCAAACCUUCUUCCCUUCUCAGAGCACCAGACAGAUCCUGCUGCAGUCAGCCGGUUACAACGGUGGGAUGCCAGCGUACCCGUCAUACCAGUGGGGUAACAUGUACAGUCAGGCAGCCCUGCACCAGCAGGCUCCACCCACCUACCCCGCCAGUUUGGGGUCUUCACGAGACCACCAGCCUCCUUCCACCUCCAGCCAUCCUCUGCCUUCGUUCUUCCCACAGGAGGAUCAAGGGUCCCACGUGAACUCGCAGCAGUCGUCGCACACUCAGACGCACACCGAGACCACCAGCACCACCACCACCACCGUCCUCCCGCCCGUCUCAACUCUGCGGCCCCCCUAUCUCAGAGCAGAGACCACUCAGAAMAAGGUUUCAUCCCUGCUUUCUUCUCAGGUCAGCUCUCCGCCUACAGAAAGCCCUCCAGUGCCCUCUUGUGUCAAAAUUGAGUAUGACAGCCCUCGAGAGAUUCACAGUCACUUCCACUGCGAUUUCUCUCCCAUACAUUUUUGAGUUCAUCCUGUGUGUGUGUGUGUGUGUGUGUGUGUGUGUGUGUGUGUGUGUGUGUGUGUGUGUGNGUGUGUGUGAAUUAUUUGUAAAUACAGUAAGUGUGGAUUUUUCUAUAUUUUCUAUUUGUAUUAAGAUGUUCUCAGUGGAAAUGUUAACACGAGACUGUUGGGCUUCAUAAACCUUCCCUCUAAUAAAUGUUCAUUGCUCAUUUA